Messenger RNA from Beauveria bassiana ARSEF 2860, 1872 nucleotides. RefSeq names its product putative peptide transporter. Gene Ontology annotation, molecular function: dipeptide transmembrane transporter activity. Gene Ontology annotation, cellular component: membrane. The coding region runs from base 1 to 1872 and encodes 623 amino acids. The record is from RefSeq and is a predicted model, not a curated record. Gene Ontology annotation, biological process: transmembrane transport; oligopeptide transport. The transcript has 2 exons. NCBI's taxonomy places the organism in Eukaryota, Fungi, Ascomycota, Sordariomycetes, Hypocreales, Cordycipitaceae.
AUGACGUCUGCCGUCAACCUCGACAACGACGCCAUUGCGCGCGCCGGUCUUGCAGAUCCCGAAAACCACGGUAUUCACAAGAUUGAUGGUGAGAAGCGCCAGGAGGACUUUGCCAUAGAGAAGCACCAGAACGACUUUGCCGUUGAUCAGCAAAGCAUUCACACGGAUGACAACGACUGGCCCGACAAGCCAACGCCAGAGCAGCAGCGCACUCUGCGCCGUGUCUCUGGCAAGAUCAAGUGGGCUAUGUGGACGAUUGCCUUUGUCGAAUUGUGCGAGCGUUUCUCCUACUACGGAUCCGCUGUCCUCUACACCAACUUUGUCAACCACAAGCUGCCCAAUGGCUCUACAACCGGUGCUCCUCUAGCGAGCGACCCUCAUCCACAGGCUGGCGCUCUCGGCAUGGGCCCCAAGGCUGCCCAAGGUCUGAGUUUAUUCAACAUGUUCUUUGCCUACAUUAUGCCUCUUCUUGGUGCCUGGAUUGCUGAUGCCCGCAUGGGCCGUUUCUGGACCUUGCAUCUGGCCAUUGGAAUCUCGACCAUUGCUCACGUGGUCCUUGUCGCCGCCUCCGCUCCCAGUGUCAUUGUUCACCGUGACUCCUCCUUCGCCGCUUUCAUUCUUGGGCUCCUCUGCCUCUGCGUUGGUACAGGCUUCUUCAAAGCCAAUGUCUCCCCUCUUCUGGCUGAGCAAAACGAGGAUGUGCGCAUGCGCGUUGAAGAGCGCAAGGGCGAACUCGUCAUUGUCGACCCUGCUAUUACCAACACUCGCAUCUUUCUCUACUUUUAUCUCUGCAUCAACAUUGGCUCCCUCACUGGCCAGAUUGGCAUGGUCUACGUUGAGAAAUAUGUCGGCUUCUGGCUCGCUUUCCUCAUCCCCACGGCUCUCUUCCUUAUUGCCCCCCUUGUUCUUUGGUCGCAGAAGAAAAAUUACAAGCUCACACCGCCCACCGGAUCUCUGCUGGAAAAGUUUCUCAAGAUGUGGUUCUAUGUCCGCAAGAGGUCCCCCUCCCUCUUCAAGUUUGACUGGGAUAUUGCCCGCCCCUCCAAGGUUGCCAUCAGCGAGCGCCCGUCCUGGAUGACUUAUGACGAUGCUUGGGUUGACGAGGUCCGCCGUGGAUUGAUGGCUUGCAAGGUCUUUCUCUUCCUGCCUGUCUUCUUCCUCGCUUACAACCAGAUGACCGGUAACCUGACCACCCAGGCCAGCACCAUGAAGCUGCACGGAGUGCCCAACGACAUCAUCCAGAACCUGAACCCAAUCUCUAUUGUCGUCAUGAUUCCCAUCUUUGAUCAUGGCCUUUACCCUCUCCUCCGCCGCAUAGGAAUCCCCUUUACCCCCAUCAAGAGAAUGACUGCCGGUUUCUUCAUGGCCACCCUUUCCAUGGUUGCCUCCGCUGUCAUGCAGUACUACAUCUACCAGAAGAGUCCUUGUGGCUGGCGCGCCAACGGCACCAUCAUUAAUGACGCAGGAGAGGAAGUGAACUGCCCUCCUGCGGACAUUAAUGUCUGGGCUCAGUGUCUUCCCUACAUCCUUAUUGGUGUUGCUGAGAUUCUCACCAAUGUGACUUCGUACGAGUAUGCUUUCUCCAAGGCGCCCGAGAACAUGAAGUCGUUGGUCAUGAGUGUCAACCUCUUCAUGAGUGCUCUCUCUGCUGCCAUUGGGCAAGCUUUUACACCUCUCUCCGGCGACCCUCUUUUGGUCUGGAACUACACCGUCAUCUCUGUCAUUGCCGUUGUUGGAGGCACUGCAUUCUGGUUCUGCUUCCGCCAUCUCGACGCCGAGGAAGAUAAGUGGAACAUGCUCAAGAAGUCGGAAUACAUCGGCAAAACCCAACCUGGUGUGGGCAAAGCUGCCGAUUUGGAGCACAACAACUAA